AUGGGUCAUGAGUUCACUGGUGAGGUGGUCGAGAUGGGAGACGAUGUGAAGAAGUUCCAGAAAGGUGAUACGAUUGUGACACCAUUCACAAUCAGCUGUGGAGAGUGCUUCUAUUGUAAGAAGGGAUUCUCGUCCAGAUGCGAGAAGUGUUUGCUGUAUGGCACAGCUGCCCUCGAUGGAGGUCAAGCUGAGUACGCUCGAAUUCCUCUAGCCGAUUCUACUGUGGUCAAGGCACCACCGAAGAUCGACGAGAAGAAACUCGUCCUUAUGGCUGAUAUCUUUCCCACUGGCUAUUUCGCUGCAUACAACGCUUUCAAGGGCUUUGAGCAUGCAGACAUCUGGGACAUGACGGUCGUCCUGAUCGGAUGCGGACCUGUAGCUAUGUGCGCGCUGGUCAACGCUCUUGAGUAUGGUCCCAAACAUCUGCUGGCUGUCGACUCGGUUCCAGAACGUCUUGAACAAGCUAAGAAACUGGGUGCGGAGCCAUGGAAUUUCAAAGAGAAUAAGGAUGGACUAGUCAAAAGAGUCAAAGAGCUUACCAACGGCAGAGGCGCAGACGCAGUCAUGGAAUGUGUCGGACACAGUGAUGCUCUUGGACUGGGAUUCGAGCUUCUCAGGCCUUGGGGUCGAAUCAGCAGUAUCGGUGUACACAAUGGUGAAAUCCCAUGGACCGGCAACCAGGCUUAUGGCAAGAACCUCACGGUCCAGAUGGGCCGAUGUCCAGUACGAUCGUUAUUUGAGAAAUCUUUGAGUAUGCUGGAGAAGAACCAGGACAAGCUCGACUUCAUGAUUGACAAUAUCCGCCCGCUUUCAGAAGCUGUUCCUGCGUACGAUGAGUUCAACAAUAUGAAAUACCACAAGAUCGUGUUUGAAGCUGAUAAGUAA
Molecule: messenger RNA, 885 nt
Organism: Lithohypha guttulata
Lineage: Eukaryota; Fungi; Ascomycota; Eurotiomycetes; Chaetothyriales; Trichomeriaceae
Exons: 3
Coding region: 1-885 (294 amino acids)
Molecular function (GO): oxidoreductase activity; zinc ion binding
Source: RefSeq, a predicted model, not a curated record